Aaosphaeria arxii CBS 175.79 is the source of this 1240-nucleotide messenger RNA. RefSeq lists its product as uncharacterized. Lineage: Eukaryota; Fungi; Ascomycota; Dothideomycetes; Pleosporales. The record is from RefSeq and is a predicted model, not a curated record. Bases 448 to 1107 code for a protein of 219 amino acids. The transcript has a single exon.
CCUCCACGAUGAUACGAUCCUACCCUACCUCGUAUUUACGGACUGUUAGGACUAGACCCAAUCAUGGGUAAUUCAGGACACUGACCUAGGUAACGCAGUACGGAGUGGGUAUACUAUCAUUAUUAUAGUAAGAGUAUCAGUAGGUACGAGGUAUUGUUGAAUGAGAUCAACUCUGAUCUGCACUAAUUACCUAGUUACCCGCACUGCACUUGUCGUCCUGUACUGUAGUAACACCAGCCACCGCACGGAACGCCUACGGAGUGGUAGGUAGUUACUCGUACCUUGUGUGCUUACCCUCAUCCAAUUUACUCGUGCUCUCUCUUCACUUUUCAUCAAUCACUGACGACGGAAAACGAGGGUUCAACCAUCACUCGCUCUCAUCUUUAGUCUUCUUCCUCCGAAACUUUGCAUCCAUCGUCUCUGCAAGUAUUCGACCACGAAGAAAGAAUGCCUGCCCGCAGCUCACCCGCCCUGCGGCACAUACUCCGCACGACAGCCAGCACGACAGCGCCGCUACGUCAAAUUCCCCAAGUCACGACGCGAACUUUCCACAAUGUGCCCAGCUACACGCAGUCCCAAUCCCAAUCCCAAUCCCCAUCACAUCUAGCCCAAUCGCGGUCCCGCUCCCCAAGUCCCCCACCGUCCUACAUCGCAUUUCCCAAAUCUCUCCCGGCCACACUGGCCCCGAGGCCCUCCACCCUUUACUGGACACGGUUCUCCACACCAUACCGUCUGAGCUCGAUCCGCACGUUCUCCUCGACGCCGGCUACAUCCUUCCCAAAUUCGUCACCGUCGACAUCGCCGUCAUCCCCCGAGGCGGCGCAGGCGAUUGAGGCGGCGAUUGUGGAGAUCCAGGAGCUGUACGGCACGGCGCGCGACGAGUUCGAGAUUGCGGCCGAGGAGACCGAAAAGAACACGACGUAUGCGGCUGGGGAUAGAGAGGCAGCGAGGGAGGAGUUGGACAGGCUGUUGGGGUUCUAUGAGGGUGUCGUAGAGGGGCAGGAUGUGGCUGUUGCUGAAGAGGUGAAAAGGAGGGUCGGACAGAGGAUCAGGGAGUUGGAGCAGGCGGUCAUUGCGCUGGAGGAGAGCGUAACACAUGGCGAUUAAGUAGGUACCUAGAUGGGAGAAAACAUCACGAAUCUACAAAGACUAGUUCUCGUUGUAAGACUAUUUGUUCGUAUGCGUAGAGAUAGACAUACAAUCCUCUCACCAGGGCUCGGGAAAAUCUCGAAACGCUCAA